AUGGUAAUUGAUGGAGCUGCUUUUCGUUUUAUCAAGGAAAACCUGGGAAGGAGGCUUCUGUUGGUUCUUAGAAGAAGGCUAUCUGGCGUGGGUGCUGAGGCAAAAAUGUCUUUGUCAUCAGAUAUCAGAGUAAGCUGUGGGAAGUUGAGAGCCAUUAUCAACUGCAAGCUUGUGGAGCGGAAUGGUAACACAGUGAUAUUGUCUUCUCAGACAGCGAAGUGUGACACCAUCAACUACAGGCAAACAGUAGAAUGCACCGUUAAUUUAUAUUGUUAUGGACAGGGUAUCUUUAGUUUUAGUUCCUAUGAGAAUGGGUUGACUGAAGCUGCUUAUGAUAUUAUGGGUCCGUUGCUUAAAAGUGUUAUCUAG
Molecule: messenger RNA, 369 nt
Organism: Dovyalis caffra
Lineage: Eukaryota; Viridiplantae; Streptophyta; Magnoliopsida; Malpighiales; Salicaceae
Source: the annotation of a GenBank genome assembly